This is a messenger RNA of Dermatophagoides farinae (American house dust mite), 1645 nucleotides long. RefSeq names its product acid phosphatase type 7. Gene Ontology annotation, molecular function: acid phosphatase activity; metal ion binding; protein binding. The record is from RefSeq and is a predicted model, not a curated record. NCBI's taxonomy places the organism in Eukaryota, Metazoa, Arthropoda, Arachnida, Sarcoptiformes, Pyroglyphidae.
CUCACUUUAGUUCACUGUCAAAAAAUUUCAAUUAUUGUCAUCAUCAUCGUCAUUAAGAAUUUAUUCAACCAACUUACUACAACAAUGCAAUCAAUUUGUGUGCCAAAAUAACAAUCAAAAUGAAAUUAUUUAAAUGCAUUUAAAAUAGUUAUCCUUUUUUGAAAUCAAUUAUUAUUACAACAUCAUCGAUGAUUUAAUCAACAACAAUGAAAAUGUUAUUGGUUUUUGUUUUUUCAAUUUUUUUCUCAAUCGUUGUGGCAAUUGAACAAAUUCAUCUUUCACUUGGAACUGAUGAAACUGAAAUGAUUGUUACAUGGACGAUACCUGAACAACAAACACCAUUACCUCAUCAACAAGCACGUGUACAUUAUGGCAGCAAUAAUUCUAGUGGUCAAUUACAAUCGGUCAAAGCUGAAGUAGAACAUUUUGAUGAUGAUGAAGCUGAAUAUUGUACAUAUAGAGCUUUAUUGAAAGAGCUUAAACCAAAUACAACUUAUUAUUAUUGGAUUGAACAAGAAAAGAGGAAAUCCAAUCUCUAUCAUUUUAAAUCAUUGCCAUCUGGAAACAAAUGGCUACCCCGAUUCGCUAUCUAUGGUGAUCUUGGAUACGUCAAUGAACAAUCACUACCGUAUUUGAAAAAAGACGUGGAACAAAACAUGUACGAUGUAAUUUUUCAUGUUGGUGAUUUUGCCUAUGAUCUUCCUUCUGAAAAUGGAUGGUGUGGCCAUAAUUUUAUGAGAUCAAUUGAACCGGUUGCUUCCAGAGUACCAUAUAUGACAUGUCCUGGAAAUCAUGAAGAAUAUAACAAUUUUAGUCAUUAUGAUUCACGUUUCACUAUGCUUGGUGAUCGAACCAUGCCAAUGCAUAAUAGUUCAUUGAAUGAUCGUAUUAAUAAUCAUUUUCAUAGCAUGGAUAUUGGUCCAGCACAUAUUAUUAUGUUUUCAACAGAAUAUUACUAUUAUACUGAAUAUGGAUGGAAUCAAAUUCGUACACAAUUUGAAUGGCUUGAAAAAGAUUUAAUCCAAGCUAAUAAAAAUCGAGCCAAACAUCCAUGGAUUAUUGUGAUGGGUCAUCGUUCACUUUAUUGUCUUAAAAUGGGUGAUGAUUCUUGUGAUCAUCAAACAAUGGAACGACCAGAAAUUCGACAAGGUAUUCACAUGCAUCGAAGAUAUAAUUUUCCAAGAGAAUAUGGUCUGGAAAAUUUAUUUUACAAAUAUGGUGUUGACAUACAAUUCUAUGGUCAUGAACAUUUUUAUGCACGUUUGGCGCCUAUCUAUAAUUAUACAGUUCUUAGUGGAAAACGUUCAACUAAUCCAUAUGAUCAUCCACAAGGUCCAAUCCACAUAACGACAGGUAGUGCUGGCAAUCUUGAAUUACAUCCACCAUUCAAUCAUUUGAAAAGUUGGGUCAGCUGUCAUUUUCUUGAUUAUGGUUACACACGUUUAUUGUUUGAAAAUGAAUAUCAUAUUCGAUUACAACAGGUUUCCGAUGAUCAACAUGGUGAAGUUUUAGAUGAGAUUGAUAUUAUAAAAAGUGCACCACAACCACAAUGGAUGCCACAAAAAAAGAAAAUUGUUUCAUAAAACAAAACCAAUCAAUUCAAUCAAUUCAAAUGAAUUAAAUGAUUAAAUGUUUCGUGUAUUUA